Messenger RNA from Oncorhynchus kisutch (coho salmon), 7655 nucleotides. Its product is annotated as calmin. The transcript is spliced from 13 exons. The record is from RefSeq and is a predicted model, not a curated record. Gene Ontology annotation, molecular function: actin filament binding. Gene Ontology annotation, cellular component: cytoplasm; meiotic nuclear membrane microtubule tethering complex; nuclear outer membrane. Gene Ontology annotation, biological process: nuclear migration. Bases 691 to 4560 code for a protein of 1289 amino acids. Lineage: Eukaryota; Metazoa; Chordata; Actinopteri; Salmoniformes; Salmonidae.
UUGUGGUCCAUCAGUUUUUUUGUAACAUAAACGUAGUCUACCGGCAGAAGAAAAUGUUUAUUAUUAUCUCGGGCAGGGAAUCAUACUAACGCGCCGUGCAAUUCUAACAUAAUGCAAUUAUGUUUAUAGCGGAAACGGUCUAUCUAUGGUCCUAUUCAUAGCCAUUCUGAGAACCAUAUCAGUCAUUUUCUCGCUCUCUUUCUGAGCUGAGACUGGCUCUCCUUUCCUCGACUAUACAGUGGCGGGAUGGUGGGUAUAUACUGUAAGAUACAACAGGCCACCUCGAAAAUAUUAUCCAGGUGCUGUUAAUAAUUCCCUUCCUCUUUCCUUGUAGUUUGGUCAUCUGUGCCAUUUUCCGCGUCCUCGCAUUGCGCCGUAGUGCUAUGUGGGUGCUUUCUACGUCACCAGGGGGAAACUCAACGAAAACAAUGAUCCUUCGCCAGAAACCGUAUCUACGGAAUAGCAUUAGAGUAGAUUAGACCUUCUCUAUGCUAUAGCCUACCCCACUCGUGGCUCAGCGUCCGGCGACCGCCACAAUAGCCAGCUAGACAAGGGUAGAACGAAGGGGGAUAAAUAGGGUUGCCAUCUCAAUCGCCUCCAGAUCACACGGGACUGGAUGUAGCUUAGUCUGUUUAAAAAAUAUAUAUAUAUCGAAGUCCAGUCUGCAACUUUCCCCAGGGUACCGUCCUGAUGGCUGGACACGAGUGGGAGUAUAAGGACUGGUUCGAACGGGAGGAAUUUAUCGGACAGAUCAGCGACAUCCGAGUGCAGAAUCUUCAAGUUGAAAGAGAGGUCGUUCAGAAGAGGACGUUCACACGAUGGAUGAAUCUGCAUUUAGAGAAGUGCACUCCUCCGAUGGAGGUAAACGACCUGUUCAGAGAUAUCCAGGAUGGAAGAAUACUCAUGGCCUUGCUGGAGGAACUGUCUGGAUGCAAGCUGCUUCAUGGAUGGAAACAGUCCUCACAUCGUAUCUUCAGACUGAACAACAUCGCAAAGGUCCUCACCUUCCUAGAGGAAAGAAAUGUGAAGCUGGUCAGUAUUGACGCUGCAGAUGUCGCCGAUGGCAACUCUUCCAUCGUUCUCGGACUCAUCUGGAAUAUUAUCCUGUUUUUCCAGAUCAAGGAGCUGACAGGGAACAUUAAGAGCCAGUUCCCCUCGUCCUCCAGCCUCUCUUCGCUCCCCACCAGCUCCGACUCCGACACCUCCCACUCCAGCACGCCCUCCGAUGAGAGGCCACGCUCCAUCGCCAUGAGGGAUCAUGGGAAAGCCAUCAAGACGCUCCUGCAGUGGGUCCAGAGACGCACCAGGAAGUAUGGUGUGGCAGUGCAGGACUUUGGGAAGAGCUGGACCAGUGGGCUGGCCUUCCUGGCCGUCAUUAAGUCUAUUGACCCCAGCCUGGUGGACAUGAGGAGAGCUCUGCUGAGGACAGCCAGGGAGAACCUAGAGGAUGCCUUCAGGACAGCCCACUAUAGCCUGGGCAUACCCAGACUACUGGAACCAGAGGACGUGACCAUUAACCCUCCAGAUGAGCAGUCCAUCAUGACCUACGUGUCCCAGUUCCUGGAGCACUUCCCCGGGAUGGAAGAGCCCCAGGAGAAUGUAUCUGAUGUGAUACAGAGGAGUGUGUCGUCAGGUAGACUCAGCUGUCGUGUCAACGACUCCUCCCACGACCUGAGGAAUGGCGUUCACCGGAGUCGGGACCGAGAGAGGCCCUUUGUGGUCCGGAGAGACUUAGUCCAGCACCCGCCCAAAAUCUUAAUCUCCUCUAUCUCCGAGGAGCUCAAGUCCCCCAUAUCACCGCCCGUGGUGGAGCGCUCCCCGGUCAACGAAGGCUCGACUGUAGGGACCACACACAGCCCUGUCUUCACCGUCUCCACUUCCAGCUCUCCGCAGCCCUCAUUUGUCAACUCCGUCAUCGGCUCUGUGUCCUAUGACUCCCCAAUCAGUGACUCUGUGAUCAGUUCGCCAGACUCCUGUUGGGAGCGCCUGCCGAGCGAGGCAGUGACGCCAGACAGGUCUGUGGAGAGCCGUAGCGAUGGGUCGCUAUGUGACAGCGGGGUAUCUUGGGACAUCCCUCCCUCCACACCCCAUGGGGUCACACCUGAUCUGGAGGAUCCGUUGCCGUCGGUUAUGGGGCCAAAGGCAGGAAAGCCUCAGGAUGAGGAACAGGAAGUGAUGCCAGAGCUGUUUAUCGACGAGGGGAACUACUCUUUUAGCUCAGUGGAGAGCACACAGUACAGGGCCAAUACACAACUAGAAGAGGAUGGGGAGGGAAGGGAGAAGAAAGAGAAGGAAGACGAGGAGGAGGCGUAUAGCUACAUUCUGGAACUGAGUGAGGACAAGGCAGCCAAGCAGAAGCCUGAUCAAAGAGAAGGAAAGAACAUAACAGAGAGAACAGAAAGUGACUCAGAAGGAAUAGACACAAAUACACGUCAGAGUAAUGGUGUCAACAAGGGGCAGGGGCGGCCAUCUUUAGAGUUCUCUGACAAGCCUCAGCAGACUGACUCUGACCAGAAAAGGGAGAGUGUGUGUGAGGGUGAGAGUGUGUGUGUGGGUGAGAGUGUGUGUGAGGGUGAGAUAGGUGGAGCUGUGUGUUCUCCUCAACACAAGGAUACCAGCCAUUCACAGCAGGAGACCCCUGACCUGCAUGAAAAGCCAAAUCAGCAGGACGGUGUUCUGGAGAAGACAGACAGCGCAUCAGAAUGUGCCAAGAAGGAAACAGUGGAACCAUCUACCGAUUCCAGAAAGGCUGGAAACCCAGAGGAGGGGUUAGCUAUGGAACCUUCUGAUAUAGCAGAGGGUCAAGCAGAGGAAAGGCACAAGCAGGUCACAGAAGAGUCAGAAACACAAAAGAAGAUAAAGGACAUUCUGAACGGCCACAUAGAGUCACAGGAGAACACUACGACUCAGGAGGUCACAGAGCAGUCACAACCGUAUAUGGAGAUGGACCAGACUCGGACUAUCCAGGGGGGAUCCUCAGAACCAGAAGAGGAGAGCCAUACUGGGCAAAAGGACCCGGAAUCUCUGUCUUGCACAGACAAUCGGCAGAGCUCCACACUCCCAGCAGAGGACAGAGAGGAUAGGACCCAGAGCCCAGAGAGAGAGGCAGAGGUUGGGGAUGAAGACCCAGUCCUGUGUGAGCCCCCUGGAGGUGGCUUGGUUGAAAAGAGCGAGACAGCCCCUUGUGGUGGAGAUGCUAAUGUGAAUGUUGUAGUUCCUGAGAAGAAGAGAGGGGCAGAAAAUGGCCAUGACAGGGUGGAUGCUACUGGGUCUGGAGCAACAGACAACAGAGAAACAGUAAUGGAGGUCCCCCAUCAGGGCACACCAGUGUCCAUUAUCCCCUUGGACAUGGUGUACUACCCCCACUAUGAUGUCCCCAUCUCCCAUGUCAUUGAGGCCUUCGUGGAGCCUAACCCUGGACUGGUCCUCACUGAGCCGGUUCCUCUCUCUCCUCCCUCAGACACACACACCAAGAACCAGUCUUUAUCCCUACCGCCUGGUCAAGAGAGAGACAUAGAAAAGGAUGCAGAGGAUCAUACUGAGGGCAGUCAUAGCGAGACAGAGGCCUCUACUGUUGAAGAGACAGGGGACAAAAUGUCAGACACAGAAAAGAGUGAAACCAAGAGUGUCAAUGUGGCCUAUACAGACAGUGAGAGGAGCAGUGCAAUGGAGAAGCCUGAAAGUGAACCAAUGGACAUGUUCCAAGCGGACAUGAGUGGGGCCCUUGAUCAGACAAUGACAUUGAGUGAGACUCUGGAACCCAUGGACCUGUUCUACCCGGAUACAGAUGACUGUGGUCCUGGAGAGGAACCAGAGAACGACGUGGAGACCUCGCCGUGGUCCUCUUCCUUCAGCAAGUCAGUAGAGACCUGGCCCUCAACAUUUAGUGUUGCAGCGCUACAACCAGCACCGUCCUCAGAACCAGAGACACACACAGACUCGCACGCACAUAGCCAGGGAGAGACUCAUACAGAGACACACGCACACAGCAGUCCAGACUCACACAUAAAAAGCCAACUGGAUCAAGAAGCUCUCAGAGAGGAGUCAACAAUGCAGAAGUAUGAUAAGGAGGUUGAAGUGAGAGGGGGCUCCAGGCUAUCGGGCCCACAGGAAUGGUGCUCCGUGCUGGGUGAGCAGACGGAGGGAGAUGGGGGUGUGGUGGAGACAGAGAUGGAGACCCACCGUGGAGCUGCUGAGAGCAGUGAUCUCACCAGGACUGAUGAUGAGAAGUCUGCCUCUGCUGCCAGAGAAAACAAUGAGACCAUGAGGAGGGAAGCUGACAGUGAUGGAACCACAGAUGAACAGUGUUCUAUGUGUUCUACACCACUCCACCAGAGGAAGGUGGCUGGCUCUAAUGAGAAGGACAAUCAGAAGAAUGGAGCAUCCAGCCGAACUCACAGUACCAAGUCUGACACCAGCUGGAGGGAGAUGAGGACUCCUACUUCAUUGACAGAGUACUACAUUCUCCUACUGCUGUGGCUGCUCCUCUACUGCCUGUUGGUGUUGCCACAGAUCGACUACAGGAACCUGCCAAGCCUUCUGCUCAACCUGGAAAAAUGAAUACACACACAUACUGCGACACAUGUACAUACUGAUACACACAUAACAAACAUGUCACACACAUACACACGCAUGUACACACAACACGUUUUUUUUUAUUCCAGAAUAAUUUAUAAAGCUGUUUAGAGAUUCUGCUCUUUGGCUUUUAAUGUGGCUUGCAUUGAUAUGCUUAAAUUGUAAAGACAAGCCUAUAACUGUGUAUGUUUUUCUGAGUUUAUUGAUGUACAAAGAAAGAAGCACACUGAGGGCUAUUUAAUCCGUAGCGCUGAAGAUCCUCUAUAUAGUGCGAUUGACAAUUAAAGUCAAUGUUCCCGCGGUCGCGGAGACUACAUUCACGGUAAAUGCUGCAUAUGUACGCGGAUCGUCAGCGAUACUUUGGCAAUACGGAUUGAAUCCAGCCCUAAGAAUGUAGGAUUGCACGGUGCACAAUUAUAAAACAUGUUUUUGUAGGUAUACAGUCCAUGAAGCGUUGCAGUGGACCAUUUACAUAAAUGGCAAUUUGGUGAGUGGAAUAACAUGUAUGUUUCAGAAACGUCCCCAAUGUCCUUUUUGAAUUUACAUGGAAUUUGAUAAGAAAAAGUGUGGCCAAUGAGUUAUGCAGAAAUAUUUACACAUUUAAGAUAAUGCACAACCUCCAUUGAGCGAUUAACUUAUUAAGGUCCUGCAUUCUCUUGAAGGUACUUGUCUUACAAGCUCAGUGGAUUCUGUACAGGCUUGGGAGUGUGUCAGUUGCACUUUUGAACCAGAGUAUGUGAACUGCCAAAGAUACAGUGUUUGGAAUGCUGGAUAGAAAAUACAAAACAAAUUCACCAUUAGCAAAGUAUGAAAUAUAAGUGUAACACAGUUGAAAUAGUUUUGAAGUGACAAUACUGAUUUACUAAUAAUGUUGGUUUUAUUUUAAUAAUAUUUAAAGAAUGCUGGAGUAAAUGUCUAUGGAUCAGUUGAAAAUACAGUAUAUGAAUGGAUUUUUACAGUGUGAUUAUUAAUUCCUUUAUUAGAUGCUAUGUUUGUAUGCCUGUGGGUUGUUUUUUUUUAAACUGCUGUUAUUGAUUCAGCCGUGCUUGAACUUGUUAGAGCCUUUCAAUAAAAAGAGAAUGCUUUAUGAUUAAAUGUUUAUUUAUAAAAUACCUUUUAUUUUUAAACAACAUCUGUAAUUAAGUACAGUACUAUCGUUUUUUGCUGUUGCGUUUUUAAUCAUUUUAAUCAGCUUAGUUUACAGCCACCUAAAUCUUCGAUAUAAUUCCCCUAACAACAAGCACAUAAUUCCUACACAUGGAUAAACCAAACUGGAUUUACAGUGGGGCAAAAAAGUAUUUAGUCAGCCAUCAAUUGUGCAAGUUCUCCCACUUAAAAAGAUGAGAGAGGCCUAUAAUUGUCAUCAUAGGUACACUUCAACUAUGACAGACAAAAUAAGAAAAAAAAUCCAGAAAAUCACAUUGUAGGAUUUUUCACAAAUUUAUUUGCAAAUUGUGGUGGAAAAUAAGUAUUUGGUCAAUAACAAAAGUUUAUCUCAAUACUUUGUUAUAUACCCUUUGUUGGCAAUGACAGAGGUCAAAUGUUUUCUGUAAGUCUUCACAAGGUUUUCACACACUGUUGCUGGUAUUUUGGCCCAUUCCUCCAUGCAGAUCUCCUCUAGAGCAGUGAUGUUUUGGGGCUGUUGCUGGGCAACACGCACUUUCAACUCCCUCCAAAGAUUUUCUAUGGGGUUGAGAUCUGGAGACUGGCUAGGCCACUCCAGGACCUUGAAAUGCUUCUUACGAAGCCACUCCUUCAUUGCCCGGGCGGUGUAUUUGGGAUCAUCAUGCUGAAAGACCCAGCCAUGUUUCAUCUUCAAUGCCCUUGCUGAUGGAAGGAGGUUUUCACUCAAAAUCUCACAAUACAUGGCCCCAUUCAUUCUUUCCUUUACACGGAUCAGUCGUCCUGGUCCCUUUGCAGAAAAACAGCCCCAAAGCAUGAUGUUUCCACCCCCAUGCUUCACAGUAGGUAUGGUGUUCUUUGGAAGCAACUCAGCAUUCUUUGUCCUCCAAACACGACGAGUUGAGUUUUUACCAAAAAGUGCUAUUUUGGUUUAAUCUGACCAUAUGACAUUCUCCCAAUCUUCUUCUGGAUCAUCCAAAUGCUCUCUAGCAAACUUCAGACGGGCCUGGACACGGGGUGAGAUCUUGCGUGGAGCCCCAGAUCGAGCGAGAUUAUCAGUGGUCUUGUAUGUCUUCCAUUUCCUAAUAAUUGCUCUCACAGUUGAUUUCUUCAAACCAAGCUGCUUACCUAUUGCAGCUUCAGUCUUCCCAGCCUGGUUCAGGUCUACAAUUUUGUUUCUGGUGUCCUUUGACAGCUCUUUGGUCUUGGCCAUAGUGGAGUUCGGAGUGUGACUGUUUGUGGUUGUGAACAGGUGUCUUUUAUACUGAUAACAAGUUCAAACAGGUGCCAUUAAUACAGGUAACGAGUGGAGGACAGAGGAGCCUCUUCAAGAAGAAGUCAGGUCUGUGAGAGCCAGAAAUCUUGCUUGUUUGUAGGUGACCAAAUACUUAUUUUUCAUAAUUUGCAAAUAAAUUCAUUAAAAAUCCUACAAUGUGAUUUUCUGGAUUUUUUUUCUCAUUUUGUCUGUCAUAGUUGAAGUGUACCUAUGAUGAAAAUUACAGGCCUCUCUCAAAUUUUUAAGUGGGACAACUUGCACAAUUGGUGGCUGACUAAAUACUUGUUUUGCCCCACUGUAUAAAGUGUGUGUAGUUAUGUGCAAAAGCCAUACUUUUACAUGACUUCAUGUCCAGCAGCUGUCCAUAUGAAUUCUGUUUAAAUAGAUUGCCUAUACAGACACUGCAUAUGUUAAUGAGAUCUAUAUGGGCUGUGUGGAGGUCUGCAUGAUUAUGCACAAGGGACACAAAACAUACUGCCUAUCUAAUUGUGAAUGAAGUGACCUAGUAUGGCCUCAGAGAGGUCACCUUGCUUUUGUAUUGGAUUCUGUUCAAAAGCACCAGUCAAGUGCAACGAAAAGAGUGCCUUUUGCUUCCCUUUUGAUAUUUUAAGUAGAAAUUGUGCACCAAUAUUGCAUUUUGGUGCAGCAUUUUGGCAUGUCAUUCCAUGUGCCCUCUGUAACU